This is a messenger RNA of Pungitius pungitius (ninespine stickleback), 2209 nucleotides long. RefSeq names its product N-terminal EF-hand calcium binding protein 3 (gene necab3). The transcript is spliced from 13 exons. Gene Ontology annotation, cellular component: endoplasmic reticulum; Golgi cis cisterna; cytoplasm. The record is from RefSeq and is a predicted model, not a curated record. NCBI's taxonomy places the organism in Eukaryota, Metazoa, Chordata, Actinopteri, Perciformes, Gasterosteidae. Gene Ontology annotation, molecular function: calcium ion binding. Bases 166 to 1245 code for a protein of 359 amino acids. Gene Ontology annotation, biological process: regulation of amyloid precursor protein biosynthetic process.
UCCCUUCACUUGGUGUCUGUCACACCUGCAGCAGCCUUCCUCUCCUCCCCGGACCUCCACCGCCACUUUGCUUCAAGCCUACCCCUCUCAGCCCCCCCCCCCCACAACAACAACAACAAAAAACUCCCCGGCUUCACCUCACCCGAUCGAGGGGUGUUUUCAAAGAUGCUGGCUUGUACGGAGAUGAUCACCAUGUGCCUGCAGUCGGCCAAACAGAAGCACAUCCUGGCCCAACAGCGACAGGAGCCGCAGCACAGCGCCGGACGAGGUCUUACUAUCUUCCAUGACAUUUUCCGCCGAGCAGACAAAAACGACGAUGGCAAGCUGUCCUUUGAGGAGUUCAAUGCCUACUUUGCAGAUGGAAUCCUGACUACUGAGGAGCUGCAGGAGCUUUUCUUCUCCAUAGAUGGCCGAAAAAAUAACAAUCUGGGUACCGACAAGCUGUCAGAUUAUUUCUCUGACCACCUGGGGGAGUAUCUCAAUGUACUUUCAGCUCUGGAGAGCCUGAAUGUUGCCAUUUUAAAGGCAAUGGAUAAAACCAAAGAGGAGUACCAGGGUUCCAGUGUGUUGGGCCAGUUUGUCACCAGGUUCAUGCUCAGAGAGACGUCCAGCCAGCUGUCGUCUCUGCAGAGGUCCCUGCAGUGUGCCAUGGAGGCCGUGCAGGAGCAGAGCAGCCCGGCCCCGAGAGACGUGAAGGCACCAGAGCCCACAGCGGCACAGAAGAAUGGCAGGCGCUGUGGUCGUAGGAUCCAUAAUAACCUGUGCAUGUCCCCCUCCGAUCCCGGCAUCCUUACCACAGGUGUCUGCGUGGAGGACGGACAGAACUGGUCUUCUCAAAUCAACAGGCUGCAGCAACUGCUGGAUAAGCUGGAGUGUCAGGGUCCCAAGUUGGAGCCACUGAAUGAGGAAGAUCCGGCCGGCACGGACAAGUCUAACAUCCUGUUGGUUCAGAGGCAGAUGACGGCGACCGAUGGAGAUCUGGACAACUUCCGGAAGGUUCUGAAGAGCUACGUCGAGGCCACCGCAGCCCACGGCGACAACCUGCACGUGUCCGUUCAGAAGCUCCCGGGGAAGUCGAGUUACAUAAUGUAUGAGUUCUGGCAAGACCGCGUCUCCUGGAUGAGCUACUUGCAGUCCAACAGCAGCAAGGACUUCCAGCGCUGCGCCAUUGACAUGUUGGAGGACGCCGAAGUAGUUUCUACCAUGUUGCUGCCAGCUUCCUGGUGGAUUAUGACUAACAACUAGCGGCUGAAUCCAGGAUGUCACAUCUACUGCCUACACUGUCACACGGACAAAGACGCACACGCACGCAUCACCCACACACACACACACACACACACACACAGAAGGCAUCCAUGUGUUUGAAAGCAACAGGAGACAGAGACUAUGGCGUCAUCCAGCUCUCCCCAGCAGCCUUUUUAAAUGUCCCUCAGUCCUGGACUGCUCAUUAUCGCGCCGCUUGUAUCGAAGGGGACAGUUGAUCUAAAGACUUCAACGCAAAAGGCUUUUUUUUUCUUCCCCCCCCCUCAUAACAUCCGCUCUCACUUGACCUCCUCUCUCUCUCUCUCUCUCUUUCGCAGUAUUUGUCUGAACUCUGCCAGUGGAGAGAAGAAAAAUUAAAAGAGGCUUGAAUAGGCCGCUACGACACAUCCAGUCGAAUUCGCCGGUAGUGUUAUUGUGCUUUGGAUGAGUUGUUUGAUAAAGUAGGAGAUAAGGGAACGUUUUUCCACAGCCUUUAGCGUGCAUGCUGACGACCGAGGGCCAAGUUCCAGUCCUAGUUCCUUAAAUCCAGGCUGCGAGCGCCGCGUGGCGUGGGAGCGCUGCUUUUCUUUGCGUCAACCAGUGUGCACAGGAGGACUCUAAAUCCCCCCCCCCCCCUGUCCUAACUGCUGUCUAUUGCUAGAUAUGUUACCGCGUAUUUGUGUUAGUGACACCGUCUCCUCUGGGACACGCUUUACAAAAUAGCUCCAAAUGUGUAAACAUUUAACAGAAGUAACACCUCGUGAGGCGAUAUCAUCGCAUCACCCCGAGUUAACAGAAAAUACACAGUAUUCCAUGUGUCAUGUAAUUACUUUGAUAAUUGUACUUUAUUCCAUAUGUAUAUAUGUAACCUCAGAUAUAAUCAUAUUUAUGUUGUAUUUUGGUUCUGUGAUCUAAAGCGCAAAUUGUAACCAAACUGAAGAUUAAAGCUAUUUACUGUUUUAACCAA